UCCUGGAGUAGACGCAGUUGAUCUCGAACGACACUUGGCACAACAGCUGUUUCUCACCAAUCGUCAGCAUUCGACUUGUUAUUUUCUGUUUGUCGAUACGAUUGAUGAAUCUUUCAUCACUUUCUACGUACUUGUUGCGCUAAUCUCUCUACGGCUAUAUAUUCCCAAGUUGUGACAAUUUAACUUCGACGAGCGCUUGCGCGUGCUAUCGAUUCAUUCAACUCCUCGGUUUAGACUGUGAGAUUUAUGGGAGAGCAGAGGCACAAUGGCGGAUGAAGGAAAACGAUUUUCUCGAGUUCUCUCGGUGCUCGCAAUAGUGAUACUUAAAGGUGUUAUAGCUAAUAUCAAUGAUAGAGGCUUCGACGAUGGAAGUAACUUCAACGGGUUCGAAGUUCCUUACCGACACUCUCACGAUCAGUUCUACGACGCACCGUUGCAUCCCGUUGAAAAUCGUUUCUGGCGAAAUCCCGAAAAUCUUGGCGAGGUUUCCGGAGUCGCGGUGGACUCGACAGGCAAUCUCGUGAUUUUUCAUCGCGGAGAUCGAUCGUGGAAUUAUGACACUUUUAACGAGGAUGGAGAGUAUCAAGAGAAAUAUAAAGGUCCCAUUCGUGAUAACACAGUAUUAACGUUGGAUUCGAAAACCGGCGAAAUUAUUCAUGGUUGGGGAAAUCAAACAUUUUAUUUACCGCAUGGAAUUCAUGUCGAUCCCUUUGGAAACAUAUGGCUGACUGAUAUUGCUCUCCAUCAAGUAUUCAAGUAUUCGGCUUCCGGCGUUCUUCAACUGGUUCUCGGUCAAAGAUUCGAGCCUGGAAGCGACAUAGGACAUUUCUGCCAACCAACCUCGGUCGCGGUUUUACCGAGUGGUGAGGUCGUUGUAGCUGACGGAUAUUGCAAUAACAGGCUACUAAUAUUUGAUAACAGAGGCAAACCCUUAUUUAUUACCGACGAAAGGUGGAUUAGCUUCAGAAUCCCGCAUGCCUUGACCAUUUUGCCAAAUAGACAAAUAUGUGUCGCUGAUCGCGAAAAUUGGAGAAUUGUGUGCUUGACGUUUACCGGAUUGAGUGAAAAUGUGGAACCUCUCUAUUCAAUCCGUCAUCGGCAAUUUGGCCGAAUAUUCGGAAUUGCGUCGUACCAUGGUUUUAUUUACGCUGUUAACGGUAUGACGGCUAGAAACAUACCGAUUGAAGGUUUCACCAUCGACCCCAUAAAACAGAAUGUAACCGGAUUUUGGGGUCCGGAAUCCUCAUAUUUCAAAACGCCCCACGCCAUCGCCGUGUGUCCGUACGGUAAAGCCCUUUACGUGUCAGAAAUCGGACCAAACAAAAUAUGGAAGUUCGACCUAGUGACCAAACCCUAACUAACGCGGAUAAGCAACCAGUAUGACAGCUGAAAUCUGUCGCCAUUUAUACAAUUCUGGAUAAAGGAAAGGAAAUGAAAUUUAUGAAAAUUAAGCAGUGAAAUACAAUAUACUCUUCCACUACCUCAUUAUAUUGCAAAGUAUGUAAAAAUGAUAGAAACAUAUUUUUCAUUCGCUCGUCUUCAAAUUUAACGUUUGUUGACUAAAAUUGUAAUAUCCCAAAAUAUUUGUCCGCUUCAAAGAACUGACGAGCGUUGCAAUUAUCAACGCUAUUCAUAUGUUACAUAUAUAUUUAGUACGUAUUAGCGUUUCCGCUUAUAUUUCAUUCGUAUUUCGUGAUAUUACGUACAUGAUAUAGCAGUAGCAGAUCUAAUCCAUCCUAUUUUUGUAAUAUGUAAAAAUUAAAAGAGGACUUUCGUAUUCUCUUUCAUCUCGGGAGCUUCUACAAAAAGAAUUGAGAAUAAAAACAGAGUAACAUUACGUUUCGGAAAU
Molecule: messenger RNA, 1849 nt
Organism: Vollenhovia emeryi
Lineage: Eukaryota; Metazoa; Arthropoda; Insecta; Hymenoptera; Formicidae
Gene: Pal2
Product: peptidyl-alpha-hydroxyglycine alpha-amidating lyase 2
Exons: 8
Coding region: 266-1357 (363 amino acids)
Biological process (GO): peptide metabolic process
Cellular component (GO): extracellular region; membrane
Molecular function (GO): protein binding; catalytic activity
Source: RefSeq, a predicted model, not a curated record